Molecule: messenger RNA, 1919 nt
Organism: Bombyx mori (domestic silkworm)
Lineage: Eukaryota; Metazoa; Arthropoda; Insecta; Lepidoptera; Bombycidae
Gene: Mocs2B
Product: molybdopterin synthase catalytic subunit
Exons: 7
Coding region: 586-1575 (329 amino acids)
Biological process (GO): Mo-molybdopterin cofactor biosynthetic process
Cellular component (GO): cytosol
Molecular function (GO): molybdopterin synthase activity
Source: RefSeq, a predicted model, not a curated record
CCUAAGAGAUAGAUAGAUAAAAGAAUUUACUUUUUGAAACAAAGCCUAUGAAAUACUAUUCCUUUGCCUGUUUUUUGGGAUCAAACAAAAAGUUAUUAAUUCAUAAACUAUAACAGCUGUCUCUUGUUUUGCUUUUGAGUUUUAAAAUUUGAAUUUUAACUUAAUUAUAACACCUAAUAGUUAGUAAGAAUUUUAAAGAAGUGAAAUUUCUAAUCUAAGUUUGAGGAAAAAAAACCCUUACAUUACUACCAUUUAAGACAGAAGAUACAGCUGGUAGAUUGACUAUGGUAAAUUAUGGAAAUAGAAAAUAUAGAAGAUACUGUAACAGUGAAGCUAUUGUUUUUUGCUAAAUCAAAAGAAUUGUCGGGAGUUAGAGAAACUUCCAUAACUUUACCAAGAAAGUUGGGAUAUCAGAGAUUGUUGAAUAUUAUAUGCGAUAAAUAUAACUUAAACAGUAUUAAGAAAAAUAUACUUUUGGCUAAGAACGAGGUAGUGUGUGAGGAUACAGUAGAUAUAGAAAUUAAUGAACAAGACAACUUAGCUGUUAUACCACCAUUGAGUGGAGGUUAAAUAGUAUUUCACAGGAUGGACCAUAUAAAAUUAACAGUAGAUAGACUGUCAGUCGAAGAAAUAAGUGAACUUGUAACUGAUGAUAGCUGCGGUGCAAUUUCAUUGUUUAUUGGCACAACUAGAGACAAUUUUGAAGGAAAAAAGGUACUAAGGCUGGAAUAUGAGGCCUACGAAUCUAUGGCCAUAAAAGCGAUAAAAACAAUUUGUGAUGACGUCAGACAGAAAUGGCCGCUUGUACACGGAAUAGCUAUUUAUCACAGGUUGGGCAACGUUCCGUGUCGAGAGGCGUCUGUCGUGAUAGCCAUAAGCAGUCCGCAGAGGAAGGACUCUUUAAGCGCCGUAUCCUACACCAUCGAUCAGCUAAAGGCCUCAGUUCCUAUAUGGAAGAAGGAAAUAUACGACGGACAACCCGCCCAAUGGAAGGAGAAUCGUGAAUUUCCGUCGAAAUCGGAGUCGAAGAACAUCGACAAAAAUUUAGUACAGAUCAACGUUUCGAGCGAAGAACUACAGAAGCGGAUACAGAACUUUAUUGAGAGGAAACGGGAGCAGGUUAAUUACGGCAACAUACAGGACUUCGUGCCGGGGCGGCGUCAGGACGAGGAGGACACGUGCGCGCGGGUCAGGGCGCAGUUCGUCAAACGAAACGAUUCUAAAGGACAUUUGAAAGUAUACAAAGUCAACAACGAAUGGGGUCCACAAACGGUUAGUUUCAGUGGGGUCCCCGUUGGGUCCUCGGACCCGGGCCUGCCGCCCUCCGUAGCCGAGCGAGUCGUGGCCGUCGAGAAGUUCCUUAACCUGGGCCCCGUCUCCAAGGACAUCUUCAAGCGGCUCAAGGACAUGGAGGACAGGAUCGCGUAUCUGCAGUCGGUGUCGCCGGAAUACGCGCAGUUCUGGAAAACAAAGGCAGACCUGGAAGAGAUAAAAUCUGAGGAUCGUAUAGAUUACGCGUUCUCUGCUGAAGACAUCGCGAGGAAGAUCGACCAAUUGGAAAAGGCCAAUUUAUGACAGUGUUGCCACUAAAUCAAAGGAGCCCUAAAUUGGGAAUUACCAAUUAAAAAAAUCUACCAUUCUUUUAAUAUCGUUUGAGCAUUGAGUAAAUAAUAUCAAUUUGAUUAAUAUAUUUUUUUUAAUUUUACAUAUUAUGUUAUUAAAAUUUGAUAUUUUUCAGGUAAUGUAAGAUAGAUUCUUGGAAAUUUAACUUGAUUAUGUAGUAUUUGUAUUAAAACGAUAUUUUAAACACUAGUAUUAUUUAUACUUGAAAAAAUACGUAUUUUUUUAAUAUGUAUAUGUAUAAUUUUAAUGUAACGUGGAUAAUAUAUGAGUGAAAAAUAAAAACGUAUCUUUUUGGA